AUGCAGACGCUACGCAAUCCGCUAUCAAUAUUCAGAGCGCGAUCACGAAGUCGAGAACGAAGCACAUCUCACCGAGCUGUCACUCAAUCGGAAAAGUCGGACAAAUAUCGGUCAGUUGUGUGUUAUAGAUAUGUUACGUGUUGUGCUACUACGUCAUCAAUUCAUCAUAUUUUUUCCAGAAACAGGAACGAAACCACUGAAAAGAAGAGUAUAACCGUCAGUAGUACUAAUGGCACUGAAAAGACAAAAUCCUCAAAAGCGAAUAGUCCGGAAAAGGCUCCGACCCAAAAGUUAUUUGUAAAACGGGACAAGAAUGCUACCGAAUGUCUAGCCGAGACAAAAAUUGAGCGGAAAUCAAUAUGUCGUGAAAAAACACACAAGAGUAUUGUGCUUCCCCAGCCACGCUUUUAUACUUGUGAACGUAUCCAGAAGACCGUAAAGGAGCCAGAACCGAAUUCAGGGAUGAGCAGCAAGAAAUCGACACACUGGUGUUACGUGGCCGCACCAAAGCACAUCACAUUGCAACCGGGUCCGUCUGGCGAAAGGUCAAGUGGUGGAGCAGGCGGUGGUGAUUCGGUAGAAACCAAGUCUGGCAGCAGCAAAAACGGAUUUUCCACUGAAGCUAUGAUUGAGGAGAUUUUCGCCCCAUUGAGAGAGACCAUACAGGAGGGGAUUAAGGAGACACGGCACUUGUCUUCGUCGCCGGAAAAAAUAAAGCUCAAUCACACGCCAUCCACUCGAUUAGAAUUAUGGAAGGCUCAACUUAACUCCAGUGCCUCAACACCUAGAAUUCGAGAUGCUAGUGCUCCAGCUACAGUACAACGCUUAACCAUCAAACCUCAAACUACUCAACUUAACAUUCCUCGUCCCGUUCACACAACUCAAUCCGCUAGUAACGCAUUAGCUACAAUGGAUCAUAGAACAUUGAAAGAUGUCAGUGCUAGAAGACGGUCGGGAACAUGGCAACCAUUCUCUUCAAACACUUAUAAUGCGGAUCGACCUCCAAUAGAUUUUGUCACUUCUCCAAGAUACUCUCACGAAGCUACUCUAUUCCGACCCAUUCCACACCGACCCAAACCUGACUUUAUCAAUCACAAUGACAAUAAUAGACGAUCGUUUAGAAGAGUAGACUCGAUGAUUCUUCGAAGCGAUUCCAAGGACAGCAACGGUUCCUUGUCAGAUCUUCUCAUGAUAUAUCAGGCUAAAGAGACGAAUCGAGAGAUGAACGCGUCCAUCCGGUCGACGGCUAGCAAUUCAUCGUCAUUCCCAUACUUCUCACCGGAACAGAUAAAUCAGCAAAAGACAGUGCUAACCACGCUGUCAUCAUCCUCGUCUGGUAUUCAUGUAACUCCAUCUCCUAGCGAUUCGGGUAUAAUUGAUUAUGAGAAUCUAAUUCGAGAUAAGGAAUUGGAACUACAAGAGAUUCGAAACACAAUGGAACAGAAUGAGGAAAUCAUAAUCAAAGUAUACCAAGAUAAAGAGAGGGCGUGGAAAACUGAGCUGGAAGGCUUGAAGUGUCGAGUUUCGGCUGCUGAAAAGGGCGAAAAGGCUUUAAGAGAGCAACUUUCAAAUUGUCAGAGACAAAAUUCCGCAAUGUCGAGUUGUAUGAGAACUGUGCAGGAGGAGAAGACCAGGCUAAUGGCAAAGUGCAUCCAAUUGGAACGUGAAAUCGACAACUUCCAAAAUGUAUCAGUUCAAUCUGCCAAUUGCCCUAACUGCUCGAAUCCUGUGAAGGAAAAAGAUCUUCGCCAGGAAGUGCAAGACUUACGGCGAGAGGUGGUGAAUUUGAAACAAGUUGUGGAUGACGGAAGACAUUUCAAGACACAAUAA
Caenorhabditis briggsae is the source of this 1830-nucleotide messenger RNA. NCBI's taxonomy places the organism in Eukaryota, Metazoa, Nematoda, Chromadorea, Rhabditida, Rhabditidae. The transcript is spliced from 15 exons. Bases 1 to 1830 code for a protein of 609 amino acids. The record is from RefSeq and is a predicted model, not a curated record.